AGCUUCUGUGCAAACUUCUCACAUAAGUUCAGGUGAGAGCAGAGUUCCGACUUGGUCUCGUGUCCUCUUUUGGUAUUUGCUGAUGAAACGCAAGUGUACUAAAUGAAGAAUCGGAACAUUUUUCUCCCCCGCUGCUUGGAUCUAUUAAAAUCCCCGAGAUGUGACACAUUUUUUCAAAGUCAAAGUUGUUUUCCUCAGUUUUCCUGUUGAUGUUUGCCGGUGGUUGAGUUGGAAUUGUCCGAUCCGAAAUCCGAUGGCAGAUUGACGACGAGAGUUCGGAAAUGGAUUGCACAAGAGUGCUGCCUACCUUUGGCAGCCACCCUCAGCCAACCGAGAUGCAAGUCGACCUCGCCAUGUGCUUAAGCCUGAGCCAGCGCCGACGACUUUAUCAACUUCUAUCGAUGAAACCCGCUUUGCAUCGUUACCCGCCCACCGGCAGCCCGCGAAGAACCAGCUCCCACUCUUUCCAUCAACCCACCGCUUCCCAGUCCUCUGCAUCGAGUCUCUCGUCACCCCCAACAUCCUCACAACUUCAGAGCUGUUUCCUCAAGAAAGCCGGAGGCCUCUGCAAGAAGCGAGUGGUGUUUGCAGACGCCAAAGGACUGGCGCUCACGGCGGUGCAUCUAUUUAUGCCCGACACAUCCUCCUUUGCUGAGCCACAACUCAUCGACUCUUGCCCAAACAUAGCGCCCAACUUAAAAAAGACACAAAAGCAAAAGUAUCGUCUGGGCUUUCCUCAGCCGGCUCUGGACUCCAAAGUGUUCCUCGCACGCCUACGAGAGACAAAUGUACAGUUGGAAAGCUGCAGCGUGUCCGAAUGCUCCUUGCGAGGGAAAGUGCACGUCUGCCACGGCAGCACUGACAAGGCCGUCCACUUGAGGCUCACCUUCGACUCCUGGCAGCACCACGUCGACAUUCCGUGCAUGUUCUUGCAACAGCAGCGGUGCGGAGCUUUCGAUGUGGACGUUUUCACCUUCGACUUGCGCUUACCUCAAACCAUCAACCCAACUGAGCGGGUCCAGUUUUGUGUGGCUUUCAGGCCCGGAUGCGGCACGUCAAUGCACUGGGAUAACAACAGAGGAAAGAAUUAUAAGGUGUGCAUGGAAAAAGAUACUGGACAGAAUUACCCUUCUCUUCCCAAGCACCGACCACCAUCUUGCCCUUCCUAUGUGUGUCCGUCGAUCAGUAUGCAGAACCAUGCGGACCUAAGCUUCUUCCAGGGAGGCUCACAUGUUCAGUCUGAGUGGAACGGAGAUCCCUUUGUUCAAAUAAAUCGAGCAGAUGACAGUAUUCCAGUCAAAAGAGCCACGAGGACAUAUAAAUAAUAGAAAAAAAGGAAUAUGCUGUGUGAAAUCUCCACUGUUGGCUGGAUGUUGUAAAGUGCCGGAGCUCAGCUGCCCUGCUGGAAUGUGAAUAUUUAAAUUGAUGAAGCUCUUGUCAUACAGUACAUCUCUGAGCAUACUUUUCAACAAUGAUAAGUCAAGCGAGAGGGCUCAAAGCGUUUUUUUUUUUUUUUUUUUUUUUCUGGAGGGUGAGGGGCUUAUUUUCUACAGACCAUUCCGGCUCUUUUUUUUUUUUUUUUGGUCAUAUUUUGUCCUCUCACCCUUUGUCAUCCCUAACAUUUGUUGAGAUUUAAUUCUGCAAGAAAAAUUUAACACACAUUUUUGUCCGUUUUUUUUUUUUUUCUUACUUCAGACUGUAAAAUGAACACUGUAUUGGAAGAAACAGUGUGGACUGACUUGUUUAUAAACUUGAAAUAUCAUAAAUAAAUAAAAUAUCCUUCCAUCCAUUU
Hippocampus comes (tiger tail seahorse) is the source of this 1792-nucleotide messenger RNA. RefSeq names its product protein phosphatase 1 regulatory subunit 3C2, duplicate a (gene ppp1r3c2a). Gene Ontology annotation, molecular function: protein phosphatase 1 binding; glycogen binding. Gene Ontology annotation, cellular component: protein phosphatase type 1 complex. Bases 282 to 1325 code for a protein of 347 amino acids. The record is from RefSeq and is a predicted model, not a curated record. The transcript is spliced from 3 exons. Lineage: Eukaryota; Metazoa; Chordata; Actinopteri; Syngnathiformes; Syngnathidae. Gene Ontology annotation, biological process: regulation of glycogen biosynthetic process.